Torulaspora globosa is the source of this 2010-nucleotide messenger RNA. RefSeq names its product protein-transporting protein SEC63 (gene SEC63). Gene Ontology annotation, cellular component: Sec62/Sec63 complex. Gene Ontology annotation, molecular function: RNA binding; transmembrane protein transporter activity. NCBI's taxonomy places the organism in Eukaryota, Fungi, Ascomycota, Saccharomycetes, Saccharomycetales, Saccharomycetaceae. The coding region runs from base 1 to 2010 and encodes 669 amino acids. The transcript has a single exon. Gene Ontology annotation, biological process: SRP-dependent cotranslational protein targeting to membrane; post-translational protein targeting to endoplasmic reticulum membrane. The record is from RefSeq and is a predicted model, not a curated record.
AUGCCGCAAAGCUAUGAGUACGAUGAGUCCAGCGAGACGUGGCCGUUUUUUCUGCUGACGUUACUGUUUAUGGUGCUGGUGCCACUCACGGUGUCGCAAGCCAGUCGAUUGUUCUUUGGUCAGGCUGUUGAGAAUGGGGAGGAGAAUAAUGGUCAGAGACAGGUGCAGAAAGCGCUAGCGAGGAUCGAUGAUGAGAUGAUGGACGAGGAGAUGAGGACAUUCCGUCAGGCGUACCAGAAGAGUAAGAAAUCGAAGAUAUGGAGUAAGAGAAAUGUAAUGGUGGUUGUCGGAUGGGCGUUAUUUGCUGCGCUAGUGCAGCGAAUCAGAAACAGUGAGGCCAUAGAGGCUUCCGCAAUCGGGGUUUUCGACCCUUACGCUCUGCUGGGAGUCACUGCAAGUGCGUCUGACAGAGAUAUUAAGUCGGCGUACAGAAAAUUAUCCGUCAAGUUUCAUCCGGAUAAGCUGGCAAAAAGCUUGUCGAGCGAGGAGAGGGCUAGGAUCGAGGAGAUGUAUGUUCAGAUCUCGAAGGCGUAUGAAGCUUUGACCGAUGAAAUAACGAAGGCCAACUAUCUGACAUAUGGACACCCUGAUGGUCCACAAACUGUAAGCCACGGUAUCGCUAUUCCCAGCUUUCUGGUUGACCGCGCGGCGUCUCCAGUGGUCGUUCUUGCCUAUCUCGUGUUACUGAGUAUUGUGCUUCCAUACUUGGUGAGUAAAUGGUGGUCUAGAACCCGGUCGUUCACCAAGAAAGGGAUUCAUGUCAAGACUGCGUCUCAUUUUGUUGACCGGCUUGUCAACUACAAGCCCUCGGAGAUUGUCACUGUCGAUCUCAUAGUGAAGUGGUUAUCUGAUGCUGAAGAGUUCAAAAUACUCUUCCCGCAGCUGACGUCGGCAGAUUUUGAACAGCUAAUUCACGAUCAUAUAAACCGUGCGGAAAAUUCGACAAUCAAAGACAAAACCGUUCGCUUCAGAGUUGUGGGUAAAUGUCAUUCCCUGUUGCAUGGAUUGCUGGAUUUGGCUUGUGGUAUCAGAAAUACAGAGAUCGCAAUUGUAACUUUAGAAACAUUCAAGUGCAUUGUGCAGGCAGUGCCCCCCACACCAUACUCCCAAAUCAUGCAACUUCCCAAUGUCGAUAAGCAAAAGUUCCUGCAGGGAUCUGUGGAUGAAAUCCAUACUUUGGGCAAGCUUUUCACGUACAAGGACGAGGAAAUUUCGAAGAUACUAGGUAUUGAUGAUGAGCACAAGUUGAAGCAGACCUUGGCUGUGGCAUCAAACAUUCCUCAGUUAAAGUUGAUCAAAGCAGAAUUUUUGGUUCCGGGUGAAAGCCAGGUGUCUCCAUCCUCCACUCCGCAUAUAUCCAUCAAACUGCUUGUUCGCUCACCGCAGCAGAAAAAUAUUCCGCCAGAGAGAUUUCCAGAAUCCAUGCUGGAAGAACCGCAGGAUUUUGAAUUCCAGCAGAAUCCAUUUAAUAUCAUGGAAACGGAGCCCUUAAUGCCAUACUCAUACGCGCCAUUUUUCCCAUCGAAAAGACGCAAUGCCUUCUGUUGCCUGGUCGCUCUCCAGAAGGAUGCAAAGAUACUGCAAACGCCUGUCAUUGUUCAAAGAAUGUCGCUCGAAAAUCUGACCAAGAACUUUGACAAGCGCGAAAUCAAGGACUUAGACACUGACUUCACCCCCGAAGAUUGGAAAAUUGGCACCAUUAAGAUUCCUCUGGGCCAACCUGCGCCUGAUGAAACUGGUGAUGUGUACUUCAGGGUCAUCAUCAAGUCAACAGAUUACUUCACCACUGAUCUGGACUUCACAGUGAACAUGCAAGUCCGCGACCAGCCUGUCCAGGAAAGUAAAGCGAAAAGCGUUGACUAUGCAGAGACAAGUGAGACGGAGGACGAGUCAUCGGAUAGCUCAGAGGCUGAGGAUGAGGACGAAGCAGACGACGAUAGCGGAAGCGACUACACCGACAUAGAUACUGAUACGGAAGCGGAAGAAGACGGUGCCAACGAAGCCGAUUGA